This is a messenger RNA of Rattus norvegicus (Norway rat), 2555 nucleotides long. RefSeq names its product Q-nucleotide N-glycosylase 1 (gene Qng1). Lineage: Eukaryota; Metazoa; Chordata; Mammalia; Rodentia; Muridae. Gene Ontology annotation, biological process: nucleoside salvage. The record is from RefSeq and is marked validated. Gene Ontology annotation, molecular function: queuosine nucleosidase activity; tRNA-guanosine(34) queuine transglycosylase activity. Gene Ontology annotation, cellular component: cytosol.
GGUCCAAGUGCUUGGCCCACAGGGCGAGGGUAGCAUGGAGGCGCCGAUGCCACUGCCGCCGCGCGAGUCCGCUAGGUUCGUGGCCGAGAAUAGUCGCGACGUGGGCGUGGACCGCGAGGGCGUGCGCAGGGUGGCCGAGCUGCUGCUGCCCGCGGCUGUGGCGUGGCGCCUGGAGCAAUGGAAGGCCCUGCACGAGCUCAACCCGCGCGGGUCCGACGAGGCCGCGCUCGACUGGGUGUUUAUGGUGGACUCCCUCAACUUCUCCUUCUGGGCCGAGCGGGAGGAACGCAAGUGUGAGGUGCGCUACGGCGGGACGGCGUACACCGGCUACUGGGCCCUGUGCGCCGCCGUCAACCGCGCGCUCGACCAAGGGAUACCGGUGACUAGCGCCUCCUAUUACGCCACAGUGACCCUCGAUCAGGUGCGGAAUAUAUUUCGUUCAGACACAGCUGUGCCCAUGCCUUUACUAGAAGAGAGACAUCGAAUUCUCAAUGAAACUGGGAAGAUUCUGCUGGAGAAGUUUGGAGGCUCUUUUCUUAAUUGUGUCCAAAAAAGUGGAAAAAGUGCCCAGAAGUUAAUGCACCUCAUUGUGGAGAACUUUCCUUCUUACAGAGACGAGGCGUGGUUUGAGGGGAAAAGGAUCUCCUUUUAUAAACGAGCGCAGAUCCUCGUGGCGGACACGUGGAGUGUUCUGGAGGGCAAGGGAGAUGGCUCCUUCGAGGACAUCUCCAGCAUCACCAUGUUUGCUGACUACAGGCUGCCUCAGAUUCUCGCACACCUUGGUGCCCUGAAGUACUCUGACGAGUUACUGAAGAAGCUUCUAGAAGGAGAAAUGCUCUUAAAUGGAGAUAAACAAGAAGUGGAAAUUAGAGGUUGCUCGAUUUGGUGUGUCGAGCUGAUCCGGGACUGUCUUGUGGAGCUGCUUGAAAAAAGGGGUGAAAGCCCUCCUGUUGAGGUCAAUGCGAUUCUUCUGGACUAUCAUCUGUGGGACUAUGCCCGCGAGCACAGGGACGGCAUGAAGGGGGUCCCGUUCCAUCGCACGCGCUGCAUAUACUACUGACCCUGAGCGGAGUGGGUCCACUUGAAACACUUGACUUUUACAUCAUAAUUCACACGUCUGAUUCACUAUAAAGGUAGAAAUUACGCUGGGCGCCGGUGGUGCACACCUUUAGUCCCAGCACUCGGGGCACGGAAGCAGGUCGACCUGUGAGUUCAAGGAGAGCCUGGUCUACAGAGUGCGGACAGCCAGGGCUACACAGAGGAAACAAGGAAAAGGACAGGUGGAAGAUAGAAAUCGCAGGAAUAGGCCAUUCACUGUCCAGUCGCCAUUCUUUUCUUUUGUCAUAGAUUAUGUUCCCAUAAUCAUGUUGCAUAGCCUUCAGAGUUAACGUCCACGUCUUCAGUUGGUAGCAUUUCUCAACUGUUAAUCAUUUAAUCAUUUUCUUCCUUUUUCUCCUUUUGCUUUAAUGGUCCCAGGGAUUAAGCCUAUGACCUUGUAUAUGCUGAGUAAGUGCUCUACCACUGAGUCGCAUUCCUAGCUUAGUUAUUUUCUGUCUAGUUUAAUAUUGGGCUGGAGAGAUGGUUCAGCGGUUAAGAGCACUGACUGCUCUUCCAGAGGUCCUGAGUUCAAUUCCCAGCAAACACAUGGCACCUCACAACUGUAACUCCAAGAUUUGACACCCUCACACAGACAUAAUACAGGCAAAACACCAAUGCACAUGAAAUAAAAAUAAAUUUUUAAAAAUAAUUUAAUAUUAAGUAGAGAUAGUCUUUGAUGCAUGAACUAUUGCUAUUAUAGCUUUUUUUUUUUUUUUUUGUUCUUUUUUUUUUUCGGAGCUGGGGACCGAACCCAGGGCCUUGCGCUUCCUAGGCAAGCGCUCUACCACUGAGCUAAAUCCCCAACCCCAAACUAUUGCUAUUAUAAAAGUCGGUUGUGAACGCUUGGUACGGUGUCACAUACCACCAUACGUAUGGUGGGGAUGGAAUCCCAGCACUCAGAGGAUGGAGGCUGGAGGAUCGUGAGUUUUAGGCCAUCCUGGACCACUCAUAAGGCAAAAAUAGAUGCUUCUCCACUCGGGGCAUUUGCUUCUCUUGUAGAGGGCACAAGUUUGGUUCCCGGCACACAUGUUGGGCACUAACAGCUCCUGGUAACUCUAGCUCCCAGAGAGCUGGUACUCUGCAGGACUCCAUUGUCAAACGCACACAUAAAAUGAAAGUCUUAAAAGUAGGGCUAAGGAUGCAGUGCAGUUGGUGAAGUGCCUGCCUGCCAGGCCGAAGGCCCUGGGCUCAGUAGACAGCACUGUGUGAAACCAAGUGUGUGCUGUCACCUUCCAGGAAUCCCAGCACUGAGGUAAACUCAGGGAGGUCAGAAACUGAGCGAACGGGCCAACCCGGAAUACUUAAGACCUUGUGUUUUUAAUACAGAUUUAAUUCAUUGAGAAUUUUCUACACUGUACUUUGAUCGUAUUCACUCCCUAACUCCUGCCAGAUUCACCCUCAUCUCACCAACUCCAAGACCCGAUCUUAGAAAAAUAAAGAUCAAUCUUUGCAUUUUA